UCACCCAACCACCUCUGGCAGCCACCCAGACAGACCCAAACCAGGCAGCACCCACAGGCUGCUCUGCUCCAAACAUGGGGGCGCAUUCGCCUGGCAGGCGGCAGGGGCGUGGGCCCUGUGAGAGCCCUCUCAGGCGACCGGAUUGAACCGGACUGGGCUGCCUGCGCUCCCUCUGUCCUGUUUUCCUGCCUCGGGCUGCAGUGCAGGCAGGCAGGAUCAGCUCCUCCGCUUCGCACGCAAGAUGCCCUGCGCUGCCGCCUCUGCUCUGCGCUGGGAGCAGUGUGAGUUCUCGGAGCAGGUUUCCCUAGGAUCACAGGAAUAAAUUCAGAAUUCGUUUCUGCAAAAAAAAGAGAGAAUUCUCUGAUGUCUGCUCGCAAUUUGCUGUUUCCACAAAAAUUGUUGGCAGUGACCAUGUUUGCUUGGAUCCUCACAAUUGUUUUGUUAAAUGAAGAGACCAAAGUGUGAAGCAAGCAACUGCUACUUACGGGGUCUGGAAGGAUAUUUUGCCGUUGCUAAAGGAGCAGACUUUUUGAACCUGCAUGGAGAAUGUCCCUUUUGAUACAAGAAGCAGCAAAGGAAAACUUAUGAUUGAAACCUUACAGGAACUUAAUUGCCGUUGUACUUUUAACCUUAAAUAGACCAUGGAGAAUUUUUUAUCUCUGCUCUGUUGUCAUUAUUCUUUACUGAUUUUUUUUCAGUGCAAAUAUCAGGUGUAUGGAAACUAUUCCCAGCUACCCAAACAUCCAGGGUUCAAAGUUCUUGCAUCGGCUUCGCAUUACUGGCCAUUGGAAGAUGUGGAUGGAAUUCAUGAAUUUCGGGAUACAAACGGAGCUCUAAGAAUCCACAACUUCACUGUGCUUCCUUCCCAUAACUCUACCUUUGUAUAUACCAAUGACUCUGCCUACUCUAACUUCUCUGCAACUGUAGACAUUAUAGAAGGAAUGGUGAACAAAGGAAUUUAUGUCACUGAAAAGAAAGGAGUGACUUUUCUCUUCUCUGGCAACUAUCACAAUUCCUGCAUUCAUAAUCCAGAAGUUUGUGGACCUGAAGGAGUAACAUUUUCCUUUUUCUGGAAAACUCAAGACCAGCAGGCUAAGUUUCUCCCUGCCUCUGGUGGAAGAGUAAUUUCCAGUGGUUUCAAAAUCUGUUCAAAUGAAGGUGAAGGCUCAGUGGAAUUUUACACACGUGGCAACGCAAUGAUGAAGUGGAAAGCAAGCUUUAGUCCACCAGGUCCUUACUGGACUCAUAUUCUCUUUACAUGGAAAUCAAGAGAAGGACUGAAAGUCUAUGUCAAUGGAACUCUAAACACAACUGAUCCAAAUGGGAAAGUUUUCUAUGAUUAUGGAGACCCCAGUGCAAAUCUUCUGACUGGGACAGAGGGGGAUCAAACCAAGCGCUAUGUGAAUGGGGCAUUUGAUGAAAUCAUUAUAUGGGAAAGGGCACUCACCCCCAGUGAAAUAGAGCAGUACUUUACAGCUGCUGUUGGUGUGCAAGUUCUUCUUUCUUCAACACUUCCGUGGUCUGUGAUGACAACCACUACAAAACCUGUGCUCUCUACAAAUGCCUACCGUCCCAUCAUAACUAAUUUGACUGAGGAGAGAGGGAAUUUCUUCUCCCCUUACACCAUGCUGAGCUACCUGGAGAACGUGUCUUUCAGCUUGCCUAACAAGCCCUUGUCAGAAAUUACUGCUCUAAGUCUGACAGAGGCAUUUUUAAAAGCUAUUGAAGACUUCCUGUUAUUUCCCGACUGGACUGAUGUGCCAGAGAGUGCUCACCUCUUUGGAAGUUUAGUUCAAACUAUUGACAGCGUUACAGCUCAUGUGGCACAAAAUCUGGAUGAAAAGUCAUUACCUUUAACUUUUGAUGGCAUCUCAUCUGUGGCAGAUUACACCUUGGUCAAAAUGCAUCCUCAGACUCUGAAUUUGUCUCACUAUCGAUUUCCAUCUCAAGGACGGAGUUAUAUUUCCAUCCCCAGUGAAGCUUUUCAUGGAAAAGAUUGGAUUACCAUUGUCGGCCUGCUUUACCAUAACAUGCAUCGUUUCUUUCAUAAUAUCCACCCUCUGGAUACCAAGAUCGCUGAAGCUGCUGCCUAUAAAGGUUACAUGAUCUCGGCAACCAGUUAUCUUAUCUCUAUCAAAGUGGAACCUCUACCCAGGCUGUCCUGCAAUCUGUCAGGAUCUCCUCUUAUCACUAUCCAGCUCACCCACAAAUUGACUCCCAGACAGUACAGCCAAGCACUAAAUAAGAGUAACAGAGUUCAUCUUUACUGUGCAUUUCUGGACUAUAGCAAUGGAACUGGCGUUUGGUCUAACGAAGGCUGCGUCCGUGAGAGCGGCGACCUCAACUACUCAGUGUGUCUUUGUAACCACCUCACCAACUUUGCCAUUCUGAUGCAAGUGGUACCUCUGAAGCUAACGAGAGAACACCAGGUGGCCCUCUCCUCCAUCACUUACAUCGGCUGUGCUCUGUCCAUCUUCUGCCUGACGAUCACUCUGGUCACAUUUGCUAUCCUGUCGUCUGUCAGCACAAUUCGCAACCAGCGCUAUCAUAUCCAUGCCAAUCUGUCCUUUGCUGUCUUGGUGGCUCAGAUCCUGCUUCUCACCAGCUUUCAGUUCAGCCUUGGAACGAUGCCUUGCAAGAUCUUGGCCGUUCUGCUUCAUUUUUUCUUCCUGAGUGCUUUUGCAUGGAUGCUGGUGGAAGGAUUUCAUCUUUACAGCAUGGUGAUCAAAGUAUUUGGGUCAGAAGAGAGCAAGCACUUAUAUUAUUAUGGAAUUGGAUGGGGCUGUCCACUUGUGAUUUGUGUAAUUUCUGCAACAUCCUCCCCAGGCAGCUAUGGAGAAAGUGGCAACUGCUGGCUUUCACUAGAGAACGGAGCAAUCUGGGCUUUUGUGGCACCGGCACUGUUUGUAAUCCUGGUCAAUAUUGGCAUCCUCAUUGCUGUCACGAGAGUUAUCUCAAGAAUCAGUGCAGACAACUAUAAGGUGCAUGGAGAUGCCAAUGCCUUCAAACUAACAGCUAAAGCUGUCGCUGUGCUCUUACCAAUCUUGGGAAGCUCAUGGAUCUUUGGGAUUUUGGCUGUCAAUGCCCAUGCAUUAGUUUUUCAGUAUAUAUUUGCUGUUUUCAAUUCACUACAGGGAUUUUUCAUGUUCCUGUUCCACUGUCUUCUGAAUUCAGAGUUACUACGUGACAGUUAAUGACUUUGCUGCAGCUGCCAUUUUGACCCCUGCUUGACAGUUAUUUUAUUUAAUAUAAAAAGAUCUAACCCCCCCCAAAAAAAAAGAUAAGGCAUCUGAAGACUGAGGAAAGAAGCACUCCUGAAGGCUGGGGGAGAUGAGCAGGCUAUGGGUUGUGCUGCUGUGAGAAGAUGCUUUGGUACUGGGAGCAGGAGUCAUUCUGGCAGUCCUCAUUGGAGAGCCUAUUGGCUCUGUUACAUCUGUAGUUCCAGAGAGGGAAAUAAAUACUAUUCUCAGCAAAGCAUACUUUUGGACGUUGCUCAUCCAAUCCCUAGUGGAAAACCAAACCAACUGGAACACAUUCUAGGUAUUUUUCUUGGCAGGAAGUGCAGGAUUUCAUAGUGGAUCAAGAGGCAUCUUUCUGCAUUAAGGCUGUCUCAGAGCAAUUGAGGUAAAGCCAAGGCAAGGCUGAUAUGCAUAGGGCUUGUGGAGAUCAUCUCUGCUGGGCCUGGAGCUUGCAGCAACCUCUCCCUUCAUGGCAGAUAGCAGAAAAUGCUCAGUAGUAUUUACUGCUGAUAACAAAAAUCGCUUAUGAAAACCAUUUCCAGCAUGCUGACAGGGGACACAGCUCAGUGUAUCCCCACAUGGGUUUGAUUCUCCCACAGCUGUUAAGUAGCUCUGACCCAUAGCCUGCUGCUUCUUCCUUUGCAAUAGCAGCACUCCAGUUUUCUGAGAAGACAUUCCUUAUUAAUAUUUGCCAACCUAACCAGUCUUAGAGCAUCAAUACAAUCUUUGCUACAAUCAGUUUAGAGAGUCAGGACUGACUCUGAAAUUCUUGAUCUUUAUUGAAAUGAACUGAAGUUAAGCAGGCAGGUUAAAGGUAAGGAGGGAAAAUAUUUCUUUAUUCUAUUUGCCCUCAGGCUCAGAAAGCUUUCUUCCCACUGUUGGGCUUCAAAUGUCUGCUAUCAAACACAGCUAUUUGAAUUGCUGCCAUUUUUCCAGGAGCCUCGUGAGAAAUUAAAUUCUGAAACUCUGCAGAAUUUGGAUCUUCAAAAAUCAGUUGGUGUAUAGCUAAUGUGAGCUGUCUUUUGAGGAGAGCAGGUCUUGGCUCCUCAUGCAUUCUGCAUAUCUAAAAUAUUUCCUCUGCUAACUGCAAGACUUCUUCCUGAGACUUUCAGUCUUACUAUAGAAGUGAAGCUCAGAUA
Messenger RNA from Pogoniulus pusillus (Red-fronted tinkerbird), 4378 nucleotides. It is a transcript of the gene ADGRD1, whose product is annotated as adhesion G protein-coupled receptor D1. Bases 642 to 3194 code for a protein of 850 amino acids. The transcript is spliced from 27 exons. Gene Ontology annotation, biological process: cell surface receptor signaling pathway; adenylate cyclase-activating G protein-coupled receptor signaling pathway. Gene Ontology annotation, molecular function: G protein-coupled receptor activity. Gene Ontology annotation, cellular component: plasma membrane. The record is from RefSeq and is a predicted model, not a curated record. NCBI's taxonomy places the organism in Eukaryota, Metazoa, Chordata, Aves, Piciformes, Lybiidae.